Messenger RNA from Syngnathoides biaculeatus (alligator pipefish), 1808 nucleotides. It is a transcript of the gene tedc1, whose product is annotated as tubulin epsilon and delta complex 1. The transcript is spliced from 8 exons. NCBI's taxonomy places the organism in Eukaryota, Metazoa, Chordata, Actinopteri, Syngnathiformes, Syngnathidae. The coding region runs from base 101 to 1327 and encodes 408 amino acids. The record is from RefSeq and is a predicted model, not a curated record.
GGGUACCAAAGCUCCUCAUAUCACCUAACAUCUCAACAAUUUAAAAAAGAAGAAGAAUGACUACUUCUGAUUGUCCCUUUGCAGCGCAUUGUUAAUACAAAUGAGUCAAGGUUUACUGUGUUGCCAUAAAGCGAGUGUGGAGGUAAAGGAGGCGAUUGGAACUUUGUGUAAAUUACUCAUGGCUACCGGACUCCAACAUGUCCCGACGCCGGAGACGUUUAGACUGGCGAAGUUUGACAACGUCAAUGUGGAAGAUCGAUUGUGGCAGCUGCUCGUCAACAUCUUGCAGACGACAACUGUGUCCUCUGUUGGCUGUACACGGAUGAUAAACGUCACCGGUGAGCGUAGGACGUUGGUGAGCACAGGCCUGUGGCAGAGUGGUUACCAUGCGCGCUGGAUGUAUCGAAAGGAGGUGGGAGGAGUAUCUAGUAGGGACCUCCUUCUGGCACUUGGCUGGCUGCUUGCUUCUGGAACCCUAGAGAAACUUCUGACCCAACGAGUACAAAUGGACAAAACACUACUCCCACGCAUACAUAUGAAAGUUGAGAUUCCUCAGGAUACCCUGGUUGAGAACAGCUCAGUGAGAAGACUUCUGUGGCUCAUUGGUUGCCUGAAACACCAGGGACGGAUACUGCUAUCCAUGCAGGAUGAGCAAGCCUCUUUGUUACAUACUGUUUUUUCUACGAGUCUACCUUCUGGAUUAUCUUCGUCUGGUCAAUGUUCUACAGCUCUGAUUGAGACAUGCACUGGUGUACAGGAGCUUUGUGACCUUCUUGGAUUGUACCUCAACUGGAAGCAGGUGGAAAACGUUUUCUGGAUCUGGAUGGAAAGUGUGGUGGAUUACCAAGUGAAGGACGCUGUCACUGAGAGCCCUAUGGAAAUUGUCACGAGGGGAGCAGAUGCUUGCCACCCUGGACAGUUGGCUGUAGACGAGCUCGAGGAUGUAUUGCUGAGAGUGAAAACCGUGCAGAAAGGACAGAAGACUGGGAGAGGGGAUGCUACGAAUAGAAAAUGCAGACUUCAGGAUACCUUGGAGACUUCCAGUGAGCAGCCAUAUUUUGACUCUUUACCUCCAUUGCUGUCUGUCUCUCAGCCAUACAGAGCCAGAUUCCAAGUUAAGACGCUCAACAGCUGCUCAUUUAAGAAUUUACCUGGUAUGGUUAAGGAGACAAACGAGGUGCCAGUGUCUCACAUUUUAGAGCUGCUCACUCACACUGAGCGACGGCUGCAGGAGGGGAGGGACACACAGAGACUGGCGAACAGGAUGCAGCUGCAGGAGAUGAUUGGCAGACUGAACAAGCUUGUGCUGAUAAUGCUGCAAACAUAAAUUAUUUUUCAAUUUCUUAAUUUUCAGCGCAUUGUUAACAUAUGGGUGAUAUUUUAGGCAAAGAAAACAAGGAUAAUUUUCCCUACAAUUUGAUCAAUUAUGGUAAAGACAUGGCUCACUGCAUUUUUUUUUUUAUUUUACUGACAUAUGCAUUUGAAUUAUUUUUAUCCACCAAAAAGUCAGUUUUGUAAAAAGUAAUAUCUAAAGCAAUGUUUUUCCAAAUUUUUAAUGCCAAAAUGUUGUCUUGAAAUGAAGUUUAUAUAUAAUGUGUAUAUAUACAUUCUAUCACACACACAUAUAUAAAGAUAGGUGGACGGAGAGAGCCUGAGUGAAUAGCUCGUGUGUGUGUGUGUAUGUUGUGUCUGAGUAACCGUGAGUCGGUAAAUGUGUGAGUGGAUAACUGAGCAGGUUACUCUGAUUCUUGAAACGUUUGUUCCAUUUGUAAAUGUUAAUAAACGGUAAUGUAGGCCCACAAACAUCA